CUGCGUGGCCGGACUCUCGGCUCUGUGCUGAGGAGGUCAAUACGAUGGGGCGCUGGCUUGUCGGGGUGCUCCAGGUUGUCUGAUUUAUCCCUCCCGCUCUUUUGCUUUUCUGCCCUCCGGACCGCCACGAUGAGGUCAGGCUGACAUGGAAUAUGAUGAAAAACUUGCACGGUUUCGACAAGGCCAUCUCAAUCCCUUCAAUAAAGAUCCAGGUGAAAAAGGGGAAGAAGAUGAUGAGGAAGAGGAUGAUCUGUCUGUAAGAGCACUGCAUAUUGAUUCUUUGUGCAAGAAGGUCAGUGAGCAUGCAGACAGAAUGAUGGAUCUUGGCUUGGCAGAGGAUCAUUUUUCAAAACCAGUGGGAUCAUUUGUGGCAUUGGAUAUUGAAAAAUUAAAGCGUGCAAUUGAUGAAGUGAAACAAAUUAUCUUAGAUUUGCCUGAACACUCUGAGAAGCAGAAAGAUGCUGUUGUAAAACUUAUUCAUCUUCGACUCAAGCUACAAGAAUUAAAGGACCCUGAUGAGGAUGAACCAAAUAUUCAAAUUUUGCUUGAACAUCGUUUCUUCAAGGAGAAAAGCAAAAGUGUCAAACAGUUCUGUGACAAGUGUGGCACCAUUAUAUGGGGUUUGCUGCAAACAUGGUAUACCUGCACAGGUUGUUACUACCGCUGUCAUAGUAAGUGCUUAAACCAGAUUACCAAAUCCUGUGUAAGAUCGAAGGUUAGCCAUCAGUCGGAAUUUGAAUUAAACAUCUGUCCAGAAGUGGGACUGGACAGACAAGAUUACAGAUGCUCAGACUGUCGACAUCCAAUAUCCCUUCGUGGUGUGCCUGCUGAAGCACGAAAGUGUGAUUACACAGGCCAGUAUUACUGUAGCAGCUGCCAUUGGAAUGAUGUAGCUGUCAUUCCCGCCCGUGUCAUUCACAAUUGGGAUUUUGAAGCCCAUAAGGUGUGCCGACAUAGUAUGAGGUAUCUCACACUGAUGAUAUCUCGGCCAGUAUUGAAACUUCGAGCAAUUAAUCCACUUCUCUUCAAUUAUGUGGAAGAACUGGUGGAAAUUCGAAAACUCCGGCAAGAUAUCUUGUUAAUGAAACCAUACUUCAUCACUUGCAAAGAGGCAAUGGAGGCAAGACUCUUGUUGCAGUUACAGGAUCGACAGCACUUUGUGGAAAACGAUGAAAUGUAUUCUUUACAGGAUUUAAUUGACAUUGCCACUGGCCGCUUGAGCUGCACUUUAACUGAAAUCCACACCAUCUUUGCUAAACACAUUAAACUGGAUUGUGAGCGAUGUCAGGCUAAAGGGUUUGUCUGCGAGUUAUGCAAAGAGGGAGACGUACUUUUUCCAUUUGACAGCCACACAUCUGUGUGCCAGGAUUGUUCAGCUGUUUUCCACAGAGAUUGUUAUUAUGACAACUCUACUACAUGCCCAAGAUGUCCACGACUGUCGAUGAGAAGACGGUCUCAAACAGGACAAACUCAUCCAGACUGAAACCAGAUCAAGCUGAAGAAUUCUCAUUUGAAGUUUUAUGUGUGCUGAUUAUUUAAUGAACCAAGCUGAAUUAUGUGGAAAUAUAAUGUAGAUAUGAACAGUGGAGUUUAAUUCUAGUAGUGACCAAUUAAUAUGAAUUGUGACUCAUCUUAAGUAACCAUAAGAAGUUGAAAAAUACCCUUGAAUUUUUAAGAUGAGUUACAAAUUGUUGAGUUACAAGGAUAGCUUUUGGUUCUCUGAGGAGCUGUUACAAAAAUCUUGAUGAAUAACUUAUGAAAAGUGACUUCAUAGCUCAUUUGAUGAUUUGUAAAAUCCAACCACUUAUGUACAUUUUAUAUACAUUUCUCUCAGAGCACUUUCUUCUAAAACUGUUUAAUUUUGUAGUGACAUUAGGGCCAUCAAUUUGUGAAUUAUAGGAAAAUAAUUCUCACUGUUAGAAGCUUAAGUGAAACUCAAUAAUGCAGUUUCUGGAAAUAUUUUUGAAGACAAGAUGUUAAUCUGCAGCCUUUUUCCAUUUUCUGCUCAUGAGCAUCAGUGCAGUGAUUGACAAAGAAGGAAAUGCUAUUCUGGAAUAUCUGGAACUCUGCUAAGUUUAUCUUCAAGGUUGAUGAAUUAUACAUUUAAAUUGACGAACAGACCUGGGAUUAUAACUAUUUCAGAUGGUUGAUAGAAAAGCAAGAAACUACUGUUUUUUUAAAGUUGUACUGAUUAAGAGCACAUAAAUAUAUAAAUUUAAGGCAGCAGUGUGCACAACCCUGUUUCAGAAUAGAGGAUUAAAAUGCCUUGUCGUAAGUGUAGUUUAGUUUAAAUUUAUUAAUCUCCGAACAUUGCAAUUAUACUGAAGACUGCUUUUCUUUAUUCAUUUGUAUAUUUGAUGAACAGAAAAGCCACUGUUGUACAACAAAUCUUCAAACUAAGCUAUCAAGGAAUUUUCAGAUAGUAAUUUGCUGAGUUCGUUUCAUAAACUGAUUUCCCCAAUUAUGCACACGGUCAUUUCACCAACUAAAACCGUAGUUUGUCAGUCAGUACUGGUAAAUAAGAUAUUGUUUGUCCAUGAAGACCAUCUCUUCAGGCAUUUCUGAGGAAAAUUAUUUAAUUUUUAUUUGAAGAAUCUAUUUCUUACUGAGAAUUCCAGCUCUCCAUAAUGUGUUGGUGAUUCUUUGAAUAUUGUAUAUCUUUGUCCCAGGCAUUGUUUGAGUGAAUAUGAUAUAAUAUUUAUUGUUUAGUUUGCUACACUAUGAAAUGAAGUUGGGUUUUAAUUUAAUUUUCAUUACAAAUGAUUGAAAAUUAUCUUUGUUAAACCAAAUAUAAUAAUAUUAUUUGGCCUAUUGCACAUUUUCUGGAAAGGUUUAAAAUUCCUAAUGGAAUGUGCAAAGUUGGUAUAAAGCCACCAUAUUGAUCACUGCUGAGCAUUCAAAAUUUGUUUUGAAAAUGUCAUUUUCUUCAUUCAGCUAAUUAGAAUAUGAAGCAACACCAGCCAGGUCCAAGACAAUUACCCUGGUCAUUUACUCUUGUAGGCUAGUUUUAACCAGCACAUUCUAUUCUCCAACAGUAGAGUGUAUAUUUCAUUGGUAUAUUUAUUUUCUCAGGCAACUUAAUGAUCUAUGACUGGUCUGAUAUUGACUAAGACAAUCUGAUCUAACUUGGAGUUUAAGAUAUUCUUAUUUUAAUAAUUGUUAGAGUUGACACCUCAACCUUUUUGAAGAUUUAAAUAGUACUCUGUAACAAUGAAGUUGGCUUGUUUUAGAUGACGUCCACAAAGAAUUAUUCUGAUGUAAUCAUUGGUAAGAUAUUCAAAACAGGAAUAGAUAAAUAGAAUAAGCAUUGAGAAAGAGAUAGCAAAGAAAUGAUCUUGUUUUAAUGACACAAGAACUUGUGAUCUGUGACUUGUUUUCUGAUCUAUUGUUCUGUUUAAAUGGUUAUCAGAGCGGAGGGAAAUUAGUUAACACACUAUUGAACCUGGGUUGCAAAAUGAUAUGCUGCUUUUCCUCUUUCCACCCUACAUUCACCAAUCCCCCCAUCUUCAAUGAACCAUGAGGUAACAUAUGACAGUAUUCCUAAAUUUAUUUCACCACCACUACAAUUUUUAAAUGCUGCUAAUGGUUGUCUUUCUCAAAAGCUGCAUUUUGAAGACACUAAGAUUUAAGUUAUGUACUUUUUGGAAAACUUUAUCUCUCAUUAAUAUUUGGAUCUCCUUCUGAAGAAAGAGUAUCAGCUGUCUUGUGCACAUUUUGUAAAAUGUUUUCCUUUUUUGUAACUUGGUAACAAAGGCCAAUCUGAUAACUGGCCUUUGGUAACUUCAUGCAGUAAUGCGUUACUCUUCCCUUUGGAUGGUUACAGAUUGGGGGGGGGGGGAAGGGAAUAAAUCCUGAUGGCAAGGAAUUAUCUGGAAAGAUUCUGCUGAAAUUUUAGUUGUCAUUCAAAACAAUACCAUUGAAGUCAAAAUACAUUUAAACACAAUCAGAUUGAUCAGCUUUUGAAGAAAAAAAAUAAAGGUAACAUUUAAAGCUGAUUACAAAUGGAAAUUUCUAGAAAAUUUUCUCAUGUGCAGAGGAAACAAAGAUUGGAUUCGCAUAUUGCUAAUGACUUUAUCAAGCUAUAAUAAAAGACCAUAAAGAUGAAAUUAUAGAUUAAAUCUUUUCUCUGUUUGCACUUUACGCUGUCUGGUUUUUGUUUACUGUUUCCAGCUCUGUAGCUGUUAUUUGGAGAAUGCAGAUACUUUUUAUACAUAGUGUUUGUUAGGAAAAUUUAAAAUAUGAAUGUGCUAAACUCAUUCCACUAUUUAGGAAAUGGUGGUUCUCUGGAUAUGUUUGUACAUUGUCUGUGUAAACUACCAGAAAUUACAUAAUCUGAUAUUUAAUGCAUGUGCAUAAUCAAAGAAUGUAUCGACUCUUGACAUUUUACAUGGUGCUUUAAUUAUACUAAUGACUAUGUUCAGUUAAUAAAUUUGCUAUAUUUCA
Molecule: messenger RNA, 4443 nt
Organism: Hypanus sabinus (Atlantic stingray)
Lineage: Eukaryota; Metazoa; Chordata; Chondrichthyes; Myliobatiformes; Dasyatidae
Gene: def8
Product: differentially expressed in FDCP 8 homolog
Exons: 12
Coding region: 146-1483 (445 amino acids)
Source: RefSeq, a predicted model, not a curated record